This is a messenger RNA of Oncorhynchus gorbuscha (pink salmon), 2674 nucleotides long. RefSeq names its product flocculation protein FLO11-like. Gene Ontology annotation, biological process: positive regulation of p38MAPK cascade; positive regulation of cell-substrate adhesion. The transcript has 5 exons. The coding region runs from base 174 to 2036 and encodes 620 amino acids. NCBI's taxonomy places the organism in Eukaryota, Metazoa, Chordata, Actinopteri, Salmoniformes, Salmonidae. The record is from RefSeq and is a predicted model, not a curated record.
ACAAGACCACGCACGCAAGCCCAUCAAUGCUGCUGAAUGGAUCAACAGUUGACGUCUGUUAAGUGUGGUGGGGGACCCCCUUCAAGGUUUCAUCACUGACAGUACAUAUGUAUGUGCCCAUUGCCUAUUUAGGACUACGGUACAGAUAGAGGGUGAGUGAAGACUGCUGAGAGAUGACGGACCUGGAGGCAUCGACAGUGGGUGAACCCCCUCCCCCAUACAUGAUCUUCCUCCUGGUUUUCUUCUUCUUCAUCACGGGCCUCCUGGGUUUCCUGGUCUGCCACCUUCUGAAGAAGAAGGGCUACCGCUGCAGGACAGGGGAGGAGGAAGAUGAAGAUGAGGAGGAGUGUGAGCAGAAACUGGGACCAGACAAGAAUGCUUGGGGGCAAGCUGCUUCGCCAGACAAUCUUUCAUGUAUUACAGAUGAUGAAGAAGAGGACCAUCAAGACACUGUUGAACAAAUCCUGAAGUGCAUCAUUGAAAAUGAAGCCAACAUGGAAGCCUUCAAGGAGAUGCUAGGAAAACAGGAUACUUGUGAACAUCAUGAUCCUACGUUACUGCGCAAAGAGAGCCUGGGGGGUAUUCCACCUCAUCACCACACCGUGCACUCUGGAGCCCAGCUUGACCACAAGUCCUGCACGCUCUGUGUGCAAGGGCGCUCCAAGAAGGCCCGACGCCGGAGCCGUGUACCUCGGACCAUUAAGCCGAGAACGCCGGGAGAGAGGAGAGAGUCCACUGUGUUCGCUGUGGGAAGGUUCCGAGUCACCCACAUGGACAAAAAGGAUCAGGGGUCUGGCGACCAGUUAGACCAAUCAGAGGCUCUGGAUAGUGAGAAGGGGGAUGAGGACGACCCCCAGAGGAAGGAGGGGUACAACCUGCGGAGCAUGUUCAAAGACGUCAAAACGGACAGCACCAACGGUGUGGUUCCCAUCGUGGCCAAGCGGAAGAAGAGUCUGGUUCUGUUCUCCCCACGCAUAGGUAGUGAUCCAGUGGGGGCCAAAGUGCCACUGAGCCAGCCCAUGGUAGAAGAGGAACCCCUCUUCACUGCUCCAGUGCAGACCUCCAGCCCUGUGAAGAUCCUGUCAUCCCAGCCCAGCCUGGACUCUGGUGCACCUGACGACACUGAGAUGGCUCCUGUUAAAAUGUACCCUACUAGGGUCACUUUUGUAGUGUCCCCCACAGAGAGUCCCAUACCAGUCUCUGCCAACACGAGUCCAAGAGGCGUCUCCCCUCUAACACCCCCAAUGCAAGAUUCCCCCACCACCACCCCAGUACAAGUCACCCCCAUGACCCCUGAGAUAUUACCCCUUACCCAAGGUUCGUAUAACAACCCUAGUCUUAGCGCAUUAAAUGUCUCUCUUACCCCUACCCCUGUACAAGCCUCUCCAACCACUAACCUCUUGAAUGUCUCACCUGACCUGUCCUCCAGAAAUAUGUCCCCCUCCCCUACUCAUUUAAAUGUUUCUCCUACCCCUUUCCCCAUACAAGUCUCCCCUGGCCAGUCGUCCAGAAAAGUGUUUCCUUCCUCUAGCCCGUUAAAUGUCUCUCCUGCCCCUACCCCCUUAAUGGUGUCCCCCACCACUCUACCCCGUAGCAUUCUAAAGAAUACUACUACUUUUGUCAAGGUGGACGAAACCUCACCCACCACGAAAGGGCCAGAGGACAAGUUUGAGAGCCUUGCUACUGUCAGGGCUGACAAAGUUUCUCCCACUGCUGUUCCUGUGAAAGUCUCCCCCACCUCAACCUCCGUCAAGAUCUCCCCCACCAGCGGAGGCCCUUUAGAGGACAAGCUGGAGGUGGGGAGUGUUACCAUAGUCAAAGCCAGCCCGGACAGUCAGAUGGAGUUCUAUGUGGUGCGUACGGCUGAGUUAAUGAAGGAGGAGGAAGAGGAGGACCCUGCUGUGGCUCAGAGCACCCCAGAGAAAGGGAAGGAUGAUGAGGUGGAGAUGGAGGACAUACAGGACUGUCGGGUCAGCCAAGAGGAGGGUGUGUCUCUGGAGGAGAAGAGAUCAGUGCACAGUCAGCACAAGUGGUGAAAGAGAGAGAGAGAGAAAGAGAGAUAGAGAGGACACGCUGGGAUGGGGGAGGGGGAAAGACUGGCCACACCCAACUGUGACAAACGGAUAUAUUGCAAUACUACGGAGGUAAACCGAACCAGGCCAUGCCAAAACUGAACUAUACGAGACUGAGACAGGCUGUCUGGAAACAACUAGACCUUGACAUGGCUUUAAAACGGCGGGGUGUACCAGCAAGGCUGUGAUUUAUUCAUUGAUAUAGACAAGUUGUGGUUAGCUAAGCACUGGCACCUUAUAUCCAGAUGUAUUGAUCUUAAAGGCUUGCAUAAUGUGGCUAACAGCACUGCUACAGUACUACUUCUAUUAUCAACAGACAGUGCAAGCCCAGGCCUCCAUCUACAAGUGCACUUUUUUUGAAAACACUGCUCACAGACUGCAUUUUACAGCAAUCAACUUUAACCCCAACAACAAUCAACUACACCACAGUGUAAAUCGACCAACAGCAAAUAACGGGUAAUAUCUGUGUAUUCUAAUUUAUUGUCAGUCCGAUCUCUAACUCUUCUACAUCAGCGGGGGCUGCUGAGGGGAGGAUGGAUCAUAGUAAUGGAUGGAACGGAAUAAAUGGAAUGGUAUCAAACAUGUGGUUUCCAUGUGUUUUA